AGAACGCCCUCAUCGACCUUGCCUCUGUUCCUUCGAGAAGCUGUUUGUUGUGACUCAUUGUCCCGUCGACGGUUGUCCAUACCAUAAUUCUCGCCUGCUUACCAUGUCUGGGAUCUGUAGACCACGUCUUGCUGAGGAGCGCAAGCAAUGGAGAAAGGACCAUCCCUUCGGAUUCUACGCGAAGCCAGUGAAAGCUGCAGAUGGCUCCAUGAACCUCAUGGAAUGGGAAGUGGGCAUUCCUGGAAAAGCCGGAACACCUUGGGAAGGUGGUCUUUUCAAGCUUACCAUGACCUUUCCUGAAGAUUAUCCAUCUAAACCACCGAAAUGUAAAUUCACGCCCCCUUUGUUUCAUCCAAACGUCUAUCCGUCAGGAACCGUUUGUCUUUCUAUCCUUGACGAAGAAAAGUCAUGGAAACCAGCAAUCACCAUCAAACAAAUUCUCCUAGGUAUCCAAGAUCUUUUGGAUGACCCGAAUGUAAACGAUCCAGCGCAAAGCGACGCAUACACGAUGUUUAAAAACGACAAAGUUGCCUAUGAGCGAAGAAUCCGGCAGCAAGCCCGGGACAACAUACCAAAAUAAUGCAACGACCAUGUAUUUGUAGUUGUCUUCGGAAUGAGAAUAUCAGAAAAACAACUCGGUGGCAAUGUUCGCAUUGUGGUUCUGACCUUUUCAGCUUCCUAUCUUUACUGGUCAUGUCGCUAAAUUACAUGUGCGUUCAAGGCUGGCUUGGAAGAAAUUAACACGUAUAAAACUGUCGAUUGACAGCCAAUGGUGUAGGUGGCUUGAAAGUGAGUAGUCAAGGGUAGGGACGCCUGCCUAAUAUUUACUAUCGGUUACGGUCUAUUCGUGAUGAGCCUCCAUUUCGUGAGUCACACUUUUGGGCAUGGAAACGUGAUGGCUUGUCACAUGGUGUAACGGUAUGUCACGAAAUUCACCGCGAAAAAGCGUGACUCACGAAAUGACGGUCCAUCACGAAUAGAUCGUAAGGGAUA
Suillus paluster is the source of this 993-nucleotide messenger RNA. RefSeq names its product ubiquitin-conjugating enzyme/RWD-like protein. The record is from RefSeq and is a predicted model, not a curated record. Gene Ontology annotation, molecular function: SUMO conjugating enzyme activity. Gene Ontology annotation, cellular component: nucleus. The transcript is spliced from 8 exons. The coding region runs from base 104 to 580 and encodes 158 amino acids. Gene Ontology annotation, biological process: protein sumoylation. NCBI's taxonomy places the organism in Eukaryota, Fungi, Basidiomycota, Agaricomycetes, Boletales, Suillaceae.